AUGAUGGAGAGAGGUGGAGGAGGGUGGCUAUCAACUUUAGAGAUGGGAUGCAAGGGAUUUGUGGAUCUUUCUCACUCGCUGCUCCGGCGAUCCUUCUUCACCAUCUACGAAUCAAGAUCGGAGUUAUUUGGUGGUUUAGUGAGAAUUGAGAUGGCGGAUAACAAUGGGAAUUCCAAUGCAUCUGCUGAAAACCAAAACCACAACUCUAAUGAAUCUAUAAACCCUACAACAAACCAGAACGAUGCAUCCAUCGAUGCAAUAGCACAAAAGGUUCAGGAGUCUCUGACUCUUUCCAAGCGGCAUAAGUUUUGGGAAACUCAACCAGUCGGACAGUUCAAAGACGUUGGAAACUCAACCCUACCAGAAGGCGCAAUUGAGCCUCCAACACCAUUAUCAGAAGUUAAACAAGAACCCUAUAAUCUCCCAGUUACCCGUUUGCUUAGGGAGUAUUUGAAGCAAUUCAUAGUUGCUCCUGACUUUGAUGAAAAUGAUGUGGAACAUUGGUUGCUUCCUAAAGAGGAUGUAGUGGAUAGUUUUUUGGUGGAAAGCAGUGAGACACGUGAUGUGACUGAUUUCUGUAGUUUUUAUACACUUCCUUCAACGAUUCUUGGAAACCAGAAUUACUCGACUUUGAAAGCUGCGUAUUCAUACUACAAUGUGUCUACUAAAACUCCAAUGCUUCAGUUGAUGAAUGAUGCUCUUAUUGUGGCUAAGAAGAAGGGUUAUGAUGUUUUUAAUGCUUUAGAUGUUAUGGAAAAUGAAGGUAUUUUGAAGGAGCUGAAGUUUGGACCUGGUGAUGGGCAAUUGCACUAUUAUCUGUACAAUUAUCGGUUAAAUCAACCACUGAGACCUUCAGAACUUGGGCUUGUUCUCUUGUAG
Molecule: messenger RNA, 879 nt
Organism: Lactuca saligna
Lineage: Eukaryota; Viridiplantae; Streptophyta; Magnoliopsida; Asterales; Asteraceae
Source: the annotation of a GenBank genome assembly